This is a messenger RNA of Striga asiatica, 495 nucleotides long. The record is from the annotation of a GenBank genome assembly. Lineage: Eukaryota; Viridiplantae; Streptophyta; Magnoliopsida; Lamiales; Orobanchaceae.
AUGCAUCGCCGAGGGGAAGCCGUGAUCGAACAACAAGAGACCACCACCGCGAGCCCCACGCGCACAACCGCGACCCGAGGGCUUCACGUGAGCCGCGCUGAGAGCCGAGUGCCACCAAAACUCGGGCUUCUCACCACAAGCCACACACGCAUCGAUGACCGCCGCCCCUCCCCAUCCGAGACCAAGGCAGCCCCAAUAGAUGGAGCCCAUCGAUCCCAACACCAGAAAUCGGUUGGACCCAAGAGUGAGCUUGCUAUGAGACUCCGGCCCCAAACAACUGCUAAGGCAGAGCUUGGAAUAGACGGCAAGGAGAAGCCCGCGACUAGCCAAAAAGGCCUCCCCCAGCCAUGGCCACCACGAAGAUGGAGAGGCGCCACACCCGAAGAUGGCCCGCCAAGAAGCCAACCCUCCACCACCGACCCGAAUCAAGUUGAAAUUGUCGAGAGGACGCUGGCAGGAGGGCCCUGCAAAGGAGAAAUUGCGCCGACCAAGUGA